CCUUUCGAGAUGCCCCGUAACAACCGAGUUAGGUUGAUAAAUAUGAUUCGCUUAGACUUGGAGAAUUGUGUUAAAUUAAACACACAUUUAAAAAAUGACAUAAUAAGAUUUCGUGUAGACGAGAUAUCUUAUAAUACUUUUUAUCGGGAAUUUAUUAAUCAAAAUUGGCCAGCAGUUAUAACAAAUAUAUCUAGUGAAUGGGAAUGCAGUCACACGUGGAUAUCAAGAAAAAAUGCAACACGGAUGAAUAUAAAUUUUGCCUAUCUUAAGGAUAAAAUAAAGGACUGUUUAGUUCCUGUAACAAACUGUAUAGAUAAAAGUGUAUCAAUUGAAGUGUCAUUUUACGAUUAUAUUGACAAAUGGGAAAAAUCUAUUUUAAGUCGAAAUAGUGGUGAAGAUUCGGUGCAUCUCUAUUUAAAAGAUUGGCAUUUAAAAGCUUACCUUCGGAAUUACGAGUUCUACAAUGUUCCUAAGCAUUUUUUUUCGGAUUGGUUGAAUGAAUUCUUAACUGAGAAUCACCGAGAUGAUUAUCGAUUCGUUUAUAUGGGACCGAAAAAUACAUGGACUCCUUUUCAUGUAGAUGUUUUUGGAUCAUUCAGUUGGUCUGCAAAUGUAUACGGUUGCAAAAAGUGGAUUCUCUUACCUCCCGGGGAGGAGUUGAAAUUAUUGGAUCAGUAUAAAAAACUACCUUGUGAAAUUAAUGAGGAAACUUUGCGUAAAUCUAAAAUAAAGUAUUUCGUAGUAUAUCAAAAACAAAACGAAGGCAUAUUUGUCCCAAGUGGGUGGUAUCAUCAAGUAACUAAUAUUACUGACACUAUAUCGGUGAAUCAUAACUGGUUUAACGCUGCCAAUUUAAAAUAUAUAUGGAAUAAUAUUUCGUCUAAUUUGAGGAAAGUUGUGAUUGAGAUCAAUGAUUUCAGAAGAAGUCAUAAUUUUAAUGAACAAUGUCAGCAAAUUUUGCACGUAGACUUUGGCAUAAAUAUUGCCGAAUUUCUAGAAAUACUGUGUUUUAUUGCCAAACGACGAUUAUUUCUGUUGAAAAAGCAGGGAAACUCAAAUAUAAAAAAUAUUCAGUGUCCUUCAAGUCAUAUGUUUUAUAUCAAUGACUUUCAUAUAUACUAUGAUUUAAAAAAUAUCGAUACUGUACUAAAAACCAUGAUUCAGGAUAAAUUUGUACACAAUUGUUCCAGAUUAUACAACAAAUGUAUAAAAUUUAUCAGUCUUAUUAAUCAAUAUACUAGUCUAAUAAACAAGAAUAUACCAUAUGUAUUAAAAACAAAUAUGUUAAAAACCAUUUAUAGCUUAACCGAUAUAUAGAUAUGUAUUUAUUCUUUGUUUUCCAAUCCUAUGAUAACUGGCACCAAUGUAUUGUAAUCAGAAAAAUAAGGAAAAUAUACAAGUAUUGAAGCGAA
Bactrocera latifrons is the source of this 1412-nucleotide messenger RNA. It is a transcript of the gene JMJD4, whose product is annotated as jmjC domain-containing protein 4 homolog. Gene Ontology annotation, biological process: positive regulation of translational termination; negative regulation of gene expression; protein hydroxylation. The record is from RefSeq and is a predicted model, not a curated record. Gene Ontology annotation, cellular component: cytoplasm; nucleus. Bases 10 to 1317 code for a protein of 435 amino acids. Gene Ontology annotation, molecular function: histone H4R3 demethylase activity; sequence-specific DNA binding. NCBI's taxonomy places the organism in Eukaryota, Metazoa, Arthropoda, Insecta, Diptera, Tephritidae. The transcript is spliced from 2 exons.